This is a messenger RNA of Solea solea (common sole), 5685 nucleotides long. RefSeq names its product family with sequence similarity 110 member B (gene fam110b). Bases 620 to 2173 code for a protein of 517 amino acids. Lineage: Eukaryota; Metazoa; Chordata; Actinopteri; Pleuronectiformes; Soleidae. The transcript has 5 exons. The record is from RefSeq and is a predicted model, not a curated record.
GCAGCCUUUGUUGCUGUGCGCGAGGACAGCAGCACUGCUGGCUGCGAACAGGAUGCUGUCGGGCCCUAAAGACGCACCGACCUAACGGAGAGAAACCGCUGCAGCAUCCUUUGUUUGCUGGAGCACAAUCACAAGAUUUACAAUUCUGUGGUGAUUCUGUGAGAGCUGAAGCUGAAGCUGCAGUCAAGAGGUGGUUGUUCCUUAUUUCCCAUCAGCCUCUGCUUUUCCUCGGGCCCUGUGGAACCGCUCGUCCACGCCACUCUUUUACUUACUUUCCAUUAUCGUUCUUUUACCACUCUAUCAAUUAUUCCUGUCCAUCGUGCUUGGAUCCAAACCUAAGAGUCACAGACCAGUCAAGACGUCUCAGUAAAGACCAGUGAAGUCAGAGCUGCUGACAGAAAACCAUCGUCUUACUCACAAUGCAGUAGUGUUUGACUGCAGCACCUCUGCAGCUCUCCAGUCCAGGCUCUGGCUCAGUUGUGGGGUUUCAUCUCAUUUUAGACUUUCUCUUCUUCACCUUUCGUCUUCAUGUUUUGGGGGUCCUCCUGUUCCCCCACCCUCUGUCAACCCCCCCGCACCUGCUGCCAUCACGGCCGGCCACCCCAGUCGCCUUGUUGCCAUGCCGACAGAGACACUGCCUCCAGACUUGCCAGAUAGCAAGGCUACUGGCUCCGCGGCGGCCUUUGGUUCUGCGGUGCCCCUCCGCAUCCUCAACAAGGGCCCGGACUACUUCAGGAGACAGGUGGAACCCAACCCAAAACGCCUCAGUGCUGUAGAGAGACUAGAAGCUGAUAAAGCCAAGUACGUCAAGAGCCAGGAAGUCAUCAAUGCCAGGCAGGAGCCAAUCAAACCGCCCGUGCUGGCCAAGCCUCCCAUCGGCCACGCCUUGCUGUCCAAGAGAGGCUCUGGAAUGAGUGGAGGUGGAAAUGGAGGAGGGAUACCUUUGAAAGCUUCCAAUAACAACGCCAAAUCAGACACAUGUGCAACAAGCUGCGGCGGCGGCAGCAGCAAGCGGGAGAAUUUAAACCUGGAGAUCUUGAAAAAUCUGCUAAACUCAUCGUCCUCUGGAGCAGGAUCUGAAGGACGAGGAGGUGGAGCUAAAAGUGCUGUCAUGAAGAGGUCAUCGGGAGUGGUGACCAGGAGCUGGGCACCGUCAGGCUGCGGUCUCCCCAACGUGGUCUCUGAUUGGCUGAAUUGUCACAGACUUGGAUCAAAUUUCCAGCACACUGGAAAUGAGAUCGGGGUCUGCGACUUGUUUGGGAGGCAUAGGAUACCGUUAACGUACCGAUCUACAACCACACUUAACGAGGAGCCACCAGACUUGGCACCUAGUCCAAGCACCUCACAUUCUCUGCGCUCCUUCUCCCGCUCCCUGAAGGUCCCACCAGUCAACAGUGGGGGGCGUCGUAGUCCACAGCAGGGAGGAAACCUCAACCUCAGCAGACGAGUCUUGGAUGAAAGAGGAGGUGACGGAGGAGCUGUUGGACGCUCUCGCUCUCCCCUGCCGCCUCUACUCACCUCCCACUCCUCCUCUGACCUCCUGCGACUGUGCAAUGGCAAACCACUUCGUGCGGCUCGAUCCAGCAGCUCAUCGGCUCCGCCCCUCCCUCCGAAACCCAACCCAGCUUCUCUCCCCCCCCCUGCUCUGUCCUUGUCACUGCUUCCCCCUCGGCCAACUCCAUCCCCUGCUCCCUGUGAUAACGCCACCCCUCAGUCGCUAGCUUGUGAUUUCGCGGAGCCUUCCAGUGCCUCCAUCGAUCCCAACGUGGAGCUGGAUCUCGGGCCGUCCACGGCUCGUCGCUCCUCGCUACACAGAUCAAAAUCGGACCUGUCAGACCGAUACGCCCGGGCCGGGGCGGACGUGGAACGCUUUUUUAACUACUGCGGCCUCGACCCUGAGGAGCUGGAGGCCGUCAGUCCGGAGAACUUUGCUCGAGCCAACUCGGACAUUGUCAGCCUGAACUUCAGAUCGGCUUCGAUGAUCUCGUCUGAGUGCGAUCGGUCACGGCGAUCCUCCAACGAUGGCGUGUCAGACGGGGAGGCGGAGGACGAGGAGGAGGCCGGGGAGCGCGUUCCCUACGGUAUCUCAGCUGUGGAGAGAAACGCACGAGUCAUCAAGUGGCUGUACAGCAUCAAACAGGCAAGAGAGACUCAGAAAGUGUCGCAUGUUUAAGGAGAGCACGACAGGCGAAUGGACAGUCAACGUGAAGAUAAACUGAAAUUUACUGACAAAUAAAAUAAAACCAACAGCUGGGUUUAACAAAGCUAGAUAAGAAAACAGACGGGUUUUAGUUUUAAAAAAUAAAGCGAUGAAAAAGAACUAAUCAUCCGAGUAACACUGAGAAGAAUGGAUGGAUAGGAACAACAGAACUUAGUGUCGGUUUGUUUUGAAGAAUAAGUAAAACUGUCACUCUGUCCAUGAACCCAUAAAGCACCUGCUUCACAACAGAGCAUUACAGAGAACAGUUUGUCUCGUCUAACAUGUCUGACCAUUUAAUUCACUGUCCUUCAAGUGGUUGUCACGCUUGCCUUUGCAGCAAGAACCUGGAGUUUGCACGUCCUCCUCGUGUGUGCUCGGGUUUCCUCCGGUUUCCUCCCGCAGUCCAAACACGUGCAGAUGUGGGGAUCAGGUCUCUAAACUGACCGUAGUUGUGAGUGUGAAUGGCUGUUUGUCUCUAUGUGUCCCUGUCCGUCUGUCCAGGGUGUACCCCAAGUCCCCCAUCACAUGGUGACUAACUGGUACUGAACGUGUGUUUCCACUGAGUGGAGUUCAGUCAGUCAGUCAAGUCACCAUUGAAUGUUCAUGGUCUUUAUUGCGUCCCAAUACAGAUGCUUAUGUUUGGCGUCCAGGCUUCAACUGACUCACUCCCUCCAGAUACUUGAUGUUACAUCGACUUAUCCGGGAGUGAUUAGUAGCAAGCAUCACAAACCCCCCUGAGGCCUGCAGGUGGAUGCUGGGUAAUCAUCCCAUAUGGUUUCAGUAACACACGGGUGGGGCCACCAUUGUCACCCUGAAUAUGUCCCUCAUGGGGCCCACAUGGACGUGCUGGCAGGGUAGUGAUUAGAGCUGAAACAAUUAAUCAAUUACUAAAUUAAUUGACAACUAUUUUGAUAAUCCAUUAAUCGGUUUGAAGCUUUUUUCUUGAUUAAAACAAGAUUUCUGAUUGUUUAAGCUUCUUAAAUGUGAGCAUUUCCUUCAUUUCUUUGCUCUGGAGAACAAAGAAAUCAUUAAAAGUGAAUCAUUUGGGUUUGUGGACAAAACAAGACAUUUGAGAACGUCGUCUUUUCCAGGUUUGACGAACGCCGAUCAACAUUUUUUAAGGUUUUCUGAUAUUUUAUGGACCAAAGGAAUCAUCGAGAAAAUAAUCGACAGAUUCAUCAAUUAUGAAAAUAAUGGUUAGUUGCAGCUCUAGUAGUGAUGCAGUGUGUGCUCCGAGUACCCCACUGUUAAACUUUUUCUGUACAACAAUUCCAACACUGUGUAAACUUACAAUAUAGAUCAGAUUAUUCUGUAUCAGAAUAUUAUUUGACCAUUUUAAUUAUUUUUCAUUAUUAUCUAAACAGAUGUUUGUGUCGUGAUCGAGGAUAUAGUGCCACGUCCUGGGCAGAGCCAACAUUUAUGUUCCGGAAGUUAAAAGUAGAGGAAGUGAAGUGAAACAGAAGCUGAGCCUGUGGUAAUGGUUUCCACUUUUAUUCCGACAUCUGUCUCUUCCCCCCCCCCCCCCUGCAAGUUUGAUGCAUAUGGUUAGUGUAAUCAUUCAUCGUGUGCUUGGACUGGGGGAAAACACACAUCCUUACUUCAGAAUGCUUCAUUAACCUGUGACAUGGAAACGUAGUUUCAGUGAAAACAUGGCACACUGUAAAAAAAAAAAAAAAAAAUUUAUUUUUACGGUAAAACAACUGGCAGCUGUGGUUUCCAGAAUUCUACCGUAAUAAAUACGGUAGAACUUUGUCUUACAUAAAAAUAUGAAUAACAUGUUUUUCCAUAUUCUACCAUAUAAAUAACAUUGUUUUUAAUUGAAAGUAACAAUGUUUUAGCAAAUAUUUAACGUGAAAAUGCCGAAUAAGUAAAGGAUUUCCCCAUAAAAUAAAACAGCAUUUAUUAACAUAAAACACUACUUUAUUCAGUAAAAAAAACAACUUGUUUUUACAGUAAAAACAGACAGCUGUGGUUGCCAGAGGUUUUGGCUCUUAUAAAUAUUAUGGUAUUUUUACAUAAUUAGCACAAUGGUUAUUAAGUUUAACAGUAAGAAAAUGUAUUUUUUUACAAAAAAAACCUGCAAAAGGAUAUUUCUGUAAUUAAUUCGGUGCAAUUAUUUAACAGUAGAUUAAUGUAAUUUUUCCAGGAAAAAAUAUGCAAAAAUUAUUGUUUCGGCAACUAUAUAUUUUUACAGUAUUUCACCGUUACAAAUACUGUAAUUACCUCUUUUUAAGUUUACGGUCUUUUUCUGUCAUGGUUUGACAGUUUUUCACUGUAAAAUCUACAGAUUUUUUUUACAGUGCAGUCAGGGGACAUGGGGAAAAAACUGAUAAGAUAUUAUAUUAAAUAUUACUUUAAGAUUAAUAAAAUCUACACCAACUUCAGACUAUGUCACUGAAAACAGCCAUUACCUUGGUAAUGUGCUGGGGGCGACAGUAGCUCAGUGGUUGUGGGUUUGAUUCAGGGCUCUGCUGCUCUAUGUGCCAAUGUGUCCUUGGGCCCCGUGUCAAUGGGGUAUGAAAGAUGAGUGAUAGAAAAUGCACUGCACAUAUGCAGAGUAACGCAGUGUUGAGUGGUCAUCAAGACUAGAAAAGUCCAUUUACCAUUCUGCCCACACCAAAGUCCCAGGGAUUGUCCAUCACGACACACAAUAGCUGUUGAUCCAGUGCUGCCUCCAUCACUUAGUUCAAAGGUGUUAUUUUGUAACUUCUACAUUUGAAAUCUGUUGUCCAGACUUCAAUGACAAUAACUUACUAAAACAAUGCAGACGGAGAUCUGAAAAUCCUGUGUCUUUUGUGUGAGAGAAACCACACAACCAUUUCUUAAUCAGAUGUAGAUGAGCCUUUUGUUAGGUUCCUAGCAUGUUCCCACUGGCAGCCAUGUUUUUGAUGAGAGCACAAAUUCCUGUUUCAUGCCGGCUCUUGGCACAGGAAGCAAGUACGCCUCAGUGUGAGCUGACUCUUCGGGGAUGACGCUCACUUGAUGUUUCUAACUCAAACAAGUAAAACAGUGGAAGUUUGUCUUUAAAAGUGUAGCCACACUUCAGACUCGCAGGCCAGUAACUCAAUAACACAUAAGUCUUACAUGUUAUGUGAAUUAAAAUAUUGUAUCAAGCGUGAAAGUAGCCAGAAUUGUCCUUUAAAACAUAUUUAAAUGAAUUAUUCAUUAAGAUUGAAGUGAAUCCAGCCUGGAGAGAGACUUUUCGUCACUCUGUCCUCAGCAUGUCCAACACCUGUCAAACACUGUGACCUGCCAUUCUGUCACUUGCUUCUAGCCCCUGCCACAGCCCAGGAAACCCUGUAGCUUCUCACCAUCAGCAUUAAUAAAGACAGCAUCGUCAUAUUUCAGUGUCUGUCUCCAGUGUUUGUGUGUUACUUUUUCCUUGACUGAUAAGAGUUCUUCUGUGAGACCUCAUUUGUUUUACUUUUUUCUUUCAUGUGUAUAUGGUGUAAGAAAAUGUAAAUAAAGCCAUGUGUUGGAUUUCA